Molecule: messenger RNA, 381 nt
Organism: Odobenus rosmarus divergens (Pacific walrus)
Lineage: Eukaryota; Metazoa; Chordata; Mammalia; Carnivora; Odobenidae
Gene: CT83
Product: chromosome unknown open reading frame, human CXorf61
Exons: 2
Coding region: 1-381 (126 amino acids)
Source: RefSeq, a predicted model, not a curated record
AUGAGCAUGCUGUUGCUUCUACUGAGCGGCAUUCUGUUUGCUUUUCUGUUUGUCUUCUGGAAAAGCCGCUUUCAGGUAAACGAUGGUGAAAUGUCAUCAAAUUCAACUUCUCUUGCACUAGUAAGACCAUCCUCUUCUACUGGGUCAACUAAGAGCGAUACUGAUAAGAGUCUUUCAGUCAUCUGCCUCUCUCGGGAUAUCUUAAUUAAUUCCCCACACACCAUAACCAUACAGAAGCGAAUACUGGUAAACCUCGGGAUCGUGGAAUACAAGCUGGCUGAACUGGAACAUUUCCUAGUUAUCAAGGGUUUAAAUGGUGCAUUAGUUAACUGGAAAUCUGACAAGCUUAGAGAAUGUAAUGACAACGGAGGCAAUCAUUAA